AAUGUGCACUGCACCGUAAAAGCCAAGGCAGGCAGCCCUUUAUACUAUCCAUUUACGAAAUGUGGGUCUAUCUUGACAGAGGAGAUUCAACAACUUAUUUAAGUUGAACUCUUCCACACCAUAUAUAAUAUAUGUGAAAGAAACAGUUAGUUGUCUCUUUGUAUACCAUAGCUUCCUACAACAUAUUCUUUUCAAGGUGACCAUAAGAGCAACAUGUCCAUGAAAAGUCUAUUUGUAGCUCUAGUUUUGGUCUUGCAAUGUUGCUUCAUCACUUCUAGCACAAACCACCCUCUAGACCCUCUUACCCCUACUGAGUUUAACCGAACACGAGACAUAAUUCAAAAGUCUCGCCUCGGUUCUCUUCCUAAUCUAACUUUUCACUAUGUCGACGUUGAAGAACCCGAAAAGGAAGAUGUCCUCAAAUGGCUAUCCUCAAACCAUAAACAAAACCCCUUUCCUCAUCGCCAAGCCAAGGUGGUGGUUAGAGCUGGAGGCCAGACACAUGAGCUCGUUGUGGACUUAGCCUCAAGCUCUAUAAAAUCGGACCAUAUCUACACCGGUCACGGUUUUCCUCCAUUCACCUAUGCCGAGCUCUCCCGAGCUAGCAAACUGCCACUGAGUUAUACGAAAUUCAAAGAGUCCAUUACGCUCCGUGGUUUAAACAUUUCCGAAGUUUCUUGCGUGCCAUUUACCGUCGGAUGGUUUGGAGAACACGUCACAAGAAGAGCUCUAAAAGUCACAUGCUUAUACCGCGGAGGAACCUUCAAUGUCUUUUCAAGGCCCAUCGAGGGAAUAACCAUGGAGGUCGACGUCGACGACAUGAAGAUCAUAACAUACAAAGACAGAUUCAUCGCCCCUCUGCCUAAAGCAGAGGGCACAGAUUUCCAAACCGCAAAAGGGAAGUCAAGUUCUCUCUCAGGAAAUUCAUCGAACACUGGGUGGGCAAUCAAUGGCCACACGGUUAAAUGGAGGAACUGGGAAUUUCACGUCGCGUUCAACGCUCGAGCCGGCGUAAUUAUAUCCACGGCGUCGGUGUUCGACGCCAGGAAGGGGAAAUUCAGGCGAGUGAUGUACAGAGGGCACGUUUCGGAGACGUUUGUGCCGUACAUGGACACGACAAAGGAAUGGUAUUUCAGGACUUUCAUGGACAUUGGGGAAUUUGGGUUCGGAAGAUCAGCAGAUUCGCUUCAGCCGCUGGUUGAUUGCCCGGAAAAUGCGGAGUUUUUGGAUGGGUUUAUGGCUGGUUCAGGUGGGCAGCCACAAAAAGUAGAAAGAGCUAUUUGUAUCUUUGAAAGGUAUUCGGGUGAUAUUGCAAUGAGACAUACUGAGAUUAACAUACCAGGGAAAGUGGUGAGAGGUGGGCAGCCGGAGUCAAGUUUGGUGGUCAGAAUGGUGGCUACGGUGGGGAACUACGAUUAUGUUCUUGAUUGGGAAUUCAAGCAAAGUGGCACUAUCAAAGUUGGGGUUGACUUGACAGGUAUUCUAGAAAUGAAGGCCACACCGUACACAAAAAACGACAACAUAAUUGGAAAUGUGUACGGAACAUUAGUGUCAGAGAACACCGUCGCCGUUAACCACGACCACUAUCUCACAUACUAUCUAGAUCUCGAUGUUGACGGAAGCGACAACUCCUUUCUCAAAUCUAAACUACAAACGACAAGAGCGACGACUGCUAACCCCUUGUCUCCAAGGAGGAGUUACUGGAGGGUUGUUAAAGAAACCGCCAAAACUGAAGCCGACGCCAGGAUUCGGCUUGGCUUGGAGCCAGCCGAGCUGUUAGUUGUGAAUCCGAACAAGAGGACGAGGCUCGGUAAUCAAGUGGGUUACCGAUUGAUUACUGGGCAGCCGGUUAAUUCCCUUUUGGCUGAUGAUGAUUACCCGCAGAUUAGAGCUGCUUAUACAAAGCAUCAAGUGUGGGUGACCGCCUAUAACAAGUCGGAGAGGUGGGCUGGCGGCUUCUACAGUGAUAGGAGCCGAGGGGAUGAUGGCUUAGCUGUUUGGAGUCAAAGGAAUAGGGCAAUUGAAAACAAAGAUAUCGUUUUAUGGUACACAGUGGGAUUCCACCACAUUCCUUACCAAGAAGAUUUCCCAGCAAUGCCCACCAUUCAUGGGGGAUUUGAGCUCCGGCCAGCGAAUUUCUUCGAGAGCAAUCCUUUGCUCAGUCAAAACUGAUUUAAAACUUUGUUAAUGUAUUAUAUAAUGUAAAAGUCAAUAUUUAAAUUCUUUCAACUAAAUGUCGU
Morus notabilis is the source of this 2240-nucleotide messenger RNA. Its product is annotated as primary amine oxidase 1. The transcript is spliced from 4 exons. NCBI's taxonomy places the organism in Eukaryota, Viridiplantae, Streptophyta, Magnoliopsida, Rosales, Moraceae. Gene Ontology annotation, biological process: amine metabolic process. Gene Ontology annotation, molecular function: quinone binding; copper ion binding; primary methylamine oxidase activity. The record is from RefSeq and is a predicted model, not a curated record. Bases 214 to 2172 code for a protein of 652 amino acids.